AUGAAAUUUCCAAUAAGUGUUCUUGACCAUCUUUCCUGCAAGCAGGUUGCUCUAUUGACUGCAGUCGUCGCUUCUGUUUCGGCUGCAUCAAACGACUCUGGUGUGGGUCAACCUGUGGGAGGGCUUAUUUCCGUGCGUGUGGGCCAUUCGCAGACACCUUUUCCCGAAUGGCUUACAGAAUUCACUGGCCUUAAGGAAUGGCCCGGGAUUGAUCCACCUUACAUCCCCAUGGAUUUCAUUGACUUUGAUCAAAUCCCUGACUAUAGGAGUUACGAGCAAGGGGUGUGUGGUGCCAACCCGCGCGAGUCUUGUUCCUUUGACUGCGAUCAUUGUGUGGCACCAGACGAUGUGUUCACCUGUAGCAAGCUUUCCCAAACUUUUGAUGAUGGCCCAUCUUUGGCUACGGAAAGGCUGCUCGAUAACCUGGAUCAUAAAACCACGUUCUUCAACUUGGGCAUCAAUAUUGUGAAUUACCCAGAUGUGUAUAAGAAGAUCCUUGAUGGGGGUCACUUAGUCGGCACCCACACUUGGUCUCAUCCUUUUUUGCCAAGCUUGUCGAACGAAAAAAUCAUUGCACAGCUGCAGUGGUCUAUCUGGGCAAUGAACGCUACAGGACACCACUUGCCCAAAUGGUUCCGGCCCCCUUAUGGUGCCAUUGACAAUAGGGUUCGCGCCAUUUCACGUAUGUUUGGGCUACAGGCUGUUUUGUGGGACCAUGACACUUUUGACUGGCAGUUACUCGUGGAAGACCAGAGCUUGAGGACUGAGGAAAGCAUCUAUAGAGAUAUCCAAGACUGGAAGCAGAGCGGAACGGGCUUAAUACUAGAGCACGAUGGAGCUUUCAAAACUGUCCAGGUCGGAAUAAAUGUUGGAAGAAUUUUGGGAAAUGAUCAAAUGACUGUUGCAGAAUGCGUAGGAGGCAGUGACUAUAUCAAAUCCUUCCAACAGGAAGGUUAG
Molecule: messenger RNA, 957 nt
Organism: Lachancea thermotolerans CBS 6340
Lineage: Eukaryota; Fungi; Ascomycota; Saccharomycetes; Saccharomycetales; Saccharomycetaceae
Product: KLTH0H09482p
Exons: 1
Coding region: 1-957 (318 amino acids)
Biological process (GO): ascospore wall assembly; carbohydrate metabolic process
Cellular component (GO): prospore membrane
Molecular function (GO): chitin deacetylase activity
Source: RefSeq, a predicted model, not a curated record